Molecule: messenger RNA, 1389 nt
Organism: Cariama cristata (Red-legged seriema)
Lineage: Eukaryota; Metazoa; Chordata; Aves; Cariamiformes; Cariamidae
Product: potassium voltage-gated channel subfamily KQT member 3-like
Exons: 12
Coding region: 1-1389 (462 amino acids)
Biological process (GO): potassium ion transport; transmembrane transport
Cellular component (GO): membrane
Molecular function (GO): voltage-gated potassium channel activity
Source: RefSeq, a predicted model, not a curated record
AUGCCAGAUUCCCUAAGGAAGCUGGCAAUGGUGGUACACAGGGCACUGAAGCGAGAAGUCUUUAGGAGUGGACCUGAAGAAAAAGCAACAAGAGGAGGAGGCCUUGGCUUGUAUGUGGAGGACAGGAGAGAGGAACCGUCUGAUUUAAAAGUUGUUCUUUUGCACCCCUCACAGACAGACAAGGUCACAGGGGCAGUGAUUUAUCAUGCACUGCAUUUGUUUCUGAUUGUCUUGGGAUGUUUGAUCUUAGCUGUCUUGACAACUUUCAAGGAGUAUGAAACUGUUUCGGGAGACUGGCUCCUCUUACUGGAAACUUUUGCCAUUUUCAUCUUUGGAGCAGAGUUUGCCUUAAGAAUCUGGGCUGCUGGGUGUUGCUGUCGCUACAAAGGAUGGAGGGGGAGACUCAAAUUUGCCAGGAAGCCUUUGUGCAUGCUGGAUAUCUUUGUGCUGAUUGCUUCAGUGCCAGUGGUUGCUGUCGGGAACCAGGGCAAUGUUCUGGCCACAUCUCUCAGAAGCCUCCGCUUCCUUCAGAUCCUACGGAUGCUCCGAAUGGACAGGCGGGGUGGCACAUGGAAACUUUUGGGAUCAGCCAUUUGUGCACAUAGCAAAGAACUCAUCACUGCUUGGUACAUCGGCUUCCUGACACUCAUUCUGUCCUCGUUUCUUGUUUAUCUGGUUGAAAAAGAUGUUCCUGAAAAGGAUGCUAACGGAGUGGAGAUGAAGGAAGAGUUUGAAACCUAUGCAGAUGCACUGUGGUGGGGGCUGAUCACUCUUGCUACGAUUGGGUAUGGCGACAAGACCCCCAAAACAUGGGAGGGACGGCUGAUUGCAGCUACGUUCUCUCUGAUUGGAGUAUCUUUCUUUGCUCUUCCCGCAGGCAUUUUGGGCUCAGGGCUGGCACUGAAGGUCCAGGAGCAACAUCGUCAAAAACAUUUUGAGAAAAGAAGAAAGCCAGCAGCUGAACUCAUUCAGGCUGCCUGGAGAUACUAUGCUACUAACCCCAACAGGAUUGAUCUAGUUGCUACCUGGAGGUUUUAUGAAUCAAUUGUAUCAUUUCCAUUUUUCAGGAAAGAGCAAUUGGAUGGUACUGCCAGCCAAAAGCUGGGUCUCUUGGAUCGGGUUCGUGGUACCAAUACUAAAGGAAAGCUAUUUACCCCUCUGAAUGUAGAUGCCAUUGAAGAAAGUCCUUCAAAAGAGCCUAAGAAUGUUGUCUUGAAUAAUAAGGAGCGUUUUCGCACUGCAUUCCGAAUGAAAGCGUACGCUUUUUGGCAAAGCUCAGAAGAUGCAGGAACAGGGGAACCCAUGGCAGAAGAGAGAGGCGACAGUAGCGACUUCCUUAUGGAAGAUAUGAUCCCUACAUUCAAGACAGCCAUCCGAGCUGUCAGGUAA